Vespa velutina is the source of this 1942-nucleotide messenger RNA. Its product is annotated as potassium/sodium hyperpolarization-activated cyclic nucleotide-gated channel 1-like. The transcript has 7 exons. Bases 1 to 1680 code for a protein of 559 amino acids. NCBI's taxonomy places the organism in Eukaryota, Metazoa, Arthropoda, Insecta, Hymenoptera, Vespidae. The record is from RefSeq and is a predicted model, not a curated record.
AUGUCCGACGUCCAAGAAGGGCAAGUUCACGUUUGCGAAUUGCUAAGGUCAUUGAACGAUUGGGGAAAAAUCGCCAAUUGGUGGGAAUGCAAGCAAUGGUCCCAAUGGUUAAAUAUCGAUAGACGCACACCAAAAUGUAUGCAAUACAUGGACAAUACGUCGGCAGUAAAUGCUGAAAGAAAAAAAUACAUUCGUCUUAAAUAUCGUUGGAUCAUACAUCCAUUUAGUUAUGCCAAAUUUUUAUGGGAAACUUUAAUGAUAGUCAUUUAUGGAAUAGCCUUUUUUACAAUACCUUUUAUGAUAUCAUUUGUUAUUAUGGACUAUGAGGUACUACGUUUGGACAAAGUUAAUAUAUUUAUUUAUACAAUAUGCUGGUUGGACAUAAUUGUCACUUGCAUCACCGGUUAUUAUGAUAAGAAAAAUAUGCGCGUAGAAUUGAGACCAUUGAAAAUAAUCAAAAAAUAUUCAAAGGGAUAUCUUCUGGUGGAUAUACUUUCUUCCUUGCCGUACGAUCAUAUCACUUUAUCCUGGCGAAAAUUGCCAGGGAAUGAUUCUUUUCACGCGAUCACGUUGAUAAAUAUCUUACCUUUGUUAAAACUGACACGCUAUCCAACCCUAAAUGAUUAUAUUUAUCAAUAUUUCCUGAUGGAACACUCUUAUUACCAAUUGAUAUCUACACUUAUGUUAGGAUUUUACUUGAUUAUAUGGUUCUCCUGCCUGUGUUAUCUCUUGCCGGUAUUGACGUUACAUUUUUACAACAUUCCAUUAACGGAAUGUGAUGACUGUUGGAUGAUAGGGAUAGAAAAAGAAAGUUUGGUUGUUAGAUUUCAGCAUGCUCUUUUUAUAGUAUUGGAAAAUCUUUUAGCGAGCGGCUACGGUGUCUUCCCUCCGAAAGCCGAUAUUCACGUCAUAUUAAAUACCGUACUGAUGAUAUUGGGCAGAUUCGUCGAGUGUUACAUCAUAAUUAUGUUUCUACACAUAAAGGAAAACAGCAAAGCAGCGGAAAAUAAGUAUAAUGAAGUAAUUAAUCAGAUAGGAGCAUACGCGAGACAAAAACAAUUGUCGUUGCAAAUGAAAAAUCGGAUUUUGGAGUACUACGAUCAUCGCUUUAAGAAUAGUUUUUUUCGUGAAAAAAAUAUUCUAAACAAUCUUUCAGAACGAUUACGAGAUGAAAUUGCUAUGCAUUCUUGUCGACGAUUGGUCGAAAAUGUGAAACUCUUUAAAAAUAUACCUCAGGACGUUUUAAAGUCUAUCGUUAAAAGUUUGAAAUUUGAGUUGUACUUGCAAAAUGACAUUAUUAUAAGGGCCGGCACACUGGGGAAUUGUAUGUUUUUUUUGUCCGCUGGAACUAUCGCCAUUUUGACGGCAACUGGACAAGAGAUAUGCCGUCUGAAUGAUGGCGCUCAUUUUGGAGAAAUAGCACUUUUAGCGCCUGAUCAGAAACGAGUCGCGUCUGUGAUUGCUGUAGAAGUUUGCGAAGUUUAUCGUCUUGAUAGAAAGGACUUUCGAAAAUGCAUUGCCGUUUACUCUGAAUUAUUUUCCAUGAUCGAACGUAUAGCUAUUGAAAGAAUAGAGAGGACUAUGGUAACAGAGGAACAUCAUAAAAGAUUUAUAAUGCAUUCAAACCUUAUGCACGAUGCCGCAAAAAAGAAGGCAAGAAAAAAAUCGAAGAAACAAUGAAUUAUCAGUCUGUCAAUACAAUACUCUUUUAUAUUGUAUCAACAGAUAUACAAUAAUAAAAUAAAGUUAAAGCUUCUUUCAAUUGCGCGGCAGUGUUUGCCUUCGUUUUUUCUCGUUCGAAAAAUAAGAAAGAAGAUUAUUCGUAUUUUCGUAAAACUAAUGUAUGUGUAUUUAAGGAUAUUAAAAACUAUUAUCAUUAUCAUUAUUAUUAUUAUUAUUAUUAUCAUCAUCAUUAUCAUUAUCAUUAUUAUUAUUAUUAUUA